UGAAGUAUGUACUUGAUCCUCACGGUAUUGGACCUGACGGAAUCCCUAUGAGAGAGGGCUGAGCUGAAUCCGGGUUGACGUAAUAACGUACUGUAGCCCUGUUAUGCGCUGCUUCUGCGUUGUCGAGCGCGAGCAAAAAACAAACAUAUCCCAAGCGUCAGUGAUUAGGCCUAUUAUUCGCGUGAAUAUUGAGGACAACGGACAAGGUGGAUACUAUUGACACGAUAAUAACAUCGUUAGCAACCUGCUUAAACAUGUACCACUCGGACCACAGAGUCGAUUUCCUUGACCUCUCCUUCACCAUCCCAAUCCCUGGAGCCUUGGGCCUAGCAUCAAACCACUGAACCAACCCCCUGUCCUAUAUCCCUCCACAUAUCCUAUACCCCCACGCCAGCACUCACACAACCUUUUCCCCUACCCCCUGUCCAAACCCCCAUACCCAGAGGACCAUGGACAGCCCCCCCAAGCUGACUGGCGAGACCCUGAUCGUUCAUCACAUCCCCCUGGUACACUGCCAGGUGACCGGGAGUCGGCAGGGCUACAGCGGAGGAGGAGGGGGGUCCCUGAAGAGAUCGAACCAACCAGAGAACCUGGGCCUGAGCCUCACCACCUCCCUCCCUGAGCGAGAUGUACUCCAGAGGGAAGCCCUGGUGUACAGCAGCCUCAUCCAGACCGCUACAGGAGGAGGAAGAGAAGGAAGAGGGGGAGGAGAAAGAGAAGGAAAAGGGGGAGGAGAGAGAGGAGGAGGACGAGGAGUAGGAGAACGAGGAGUAGGAGGGAGAGGAGUAGGAGAACGAGGAGAAGGAGGGAGAGGAGUAGGAGAACGAGGAGAAGGAGGGAGAGGAGUAGGAGUAGGCAGCACAGGGAGAGAUAAUUUGUCUGUGACGUCCAGUAACUCGGAGGACCAGGUGAUGGUGGACAACACUCUGCUCAGGGUGAAACCAAGGGAACAGGCCAACAACCCUCUCCGGCUCCGCCACAACCCUUUUCUGCUCAACACGGAGGAGGAGGAGGAGGAUGACGAGGAGGAGGAAGAGGACGAAGACGAUAGUGAUAAUCUCAACGGUUACCUGGAAGAUUCAUCCUUCCAUCUUCAUGGCAAUACAAACUCCGCCCUAGAUGAGGAGGGAGACGGGGUCACGCCCUUUCACCUCCACGACCUGGGGUUCACCACACACGAGCCCUUCCUGUUGCAAAGCACCCUGGGAAAGCACUCCUGGGGCUGCUCUGGGGGACGGGAUUCCCUCAGGGGUGUUGCCUCCGAUCUCUCCGCCCACCUGGAGGGCCUAGACCUGCUGGUAUUGGAUGGUCCUCGCCGACACGGCAGCAGCGGCUCCACCCUCUCCAUGGACUGCGGAGAGCAGGAGUGGGCCGAGGAUGAUGAGGAGGAGGAGGAAGACCCACUGAGGGGUGGUGGGAGGAGCAGUAGCCAGGCUGACUCGUCUUCCUCCAGCUCCGCCCACCAGCUCUGCUCCUGCUACGGCCUCUCACAGACUUUUCACGAACACUUCCCGGAACAGUUUUCCCAGUCGUUGGAAUGCCAGCUGGGCUACGGCAGUGAAUCGUCCUGUAACAGCUCGGAUGGCAUGCUGGUCAACUUCAGUGCCAUUUAUAACAAGAUAAAUAACAGUGUCCCUUCGACCUCCUCUGAGCCACCUCCUCCUGCCACGACCACCAACCUGAACAGUUCCACUGACCACUCCUACACCUCCUCUGUCUGCACCUCUUCUGUACUGGAUGGGGAGGCAGGGAGCCCAGGAAGAGCCAGAGACAGGGGUGCUUUCUACCUAGACCUCCACACUUCCCCCACCGAGCCCCCCAACUCUCAUCAACCAUCUUGCUCCUCCAAUAGCACCCUGUCGUUUGGACUCCACCCCUACACCAACACCUCCGCAUGCACCUGCUCAGCCGAACACCAAGGGGCGCUAGAUCUGGACGCCAACUGCAAUUCUUACCAGCCUCCCCACCACUCAGACUCAGGAAGUGACCUCACAUCCUGUCUGCAGAGCCAGGCCCGUCUCGUGGUAGCCACCCAGAACUACUACAAGUUAGUGACCUGUGACCUUUCAUCUCAGUCGCCACCGAGCCCUGUGGGAAGCUCCGCGUCUUUUACCAGCUGCUCUGACGAGCACAGCAAGGAAAGCCCCGCUCCCGACACGCCCAACACCACCCAGCCAAACGAAUACUACCUGUUCAGACGGCCACCUGGGGGAGAGGAAAAGGAGGCCGAAGAGGAAGAUGAGGAGGGAGAGUUGUCACAGCGUGAUGAAAACGAGGAAGAGGAGAGGAAGAAGACGGAGCAGCAGCAGAUGGGCGGAGCCUGUUCAGACCUCAUCAUCGAGGGACAGGUGUACGUUAACAUCUCCCCUCCCGUGGUUGACCGAGGACCCGUCGGAGGCGGGACUCCCCGUUCCCGUAGUUACGACCGGAACCUGGACAAGUCCCCGCCCCCUCGGCUUGGCUCAUUGGAGCGCUGCCCUGUUCAUCUCAGUGAGGACGCCGUCCCCCUCGGCCCUCCCACUCCGCCACGGGUCACUUCCUUCGCCGAGAUCGCCAGGAGCAAGAGGAAAAACGGAGGAAGCACUGGCUCUCCUUCUCUCAGGAUGGGGGGAAGUUCAGAUCCCUUCUCCUCCUCCCACUCGGCCCACUCCCACUCCUCGGCCGACUUCUCCCCCAUCCUGGAGGGUCAGGGUCCGAGCCACAGUGUGCCCUUCCAGCGCUGCUACAGCCAGGGCAGUGUGGACCGCCCUGGUGGUGGCGCCAGAGAAACACGCUCCACGGCAGAAGGUGGUCUCUCUAGCUCUUCGUGCAGCUCUGCUGUUGUCCGCUACACUAAAGACCAGCGUCCUACCACCCUCCCCAUUCAACCCUUCACCUUCCACCACCAGUUCUCCAAGCCGUCCCAGCCCAAGCCCAUUCUUCCCCUGCUGACGGGCUACGUUUCUGGGAUGCAGGCGCGGGGUGGAGGGCCUUCUGGAGGUCCAGAGGGGUCUGAUGGAGUCGAUGACGACCGAUGGGAAGACUCUUUACGUCGAUGCCAGAGUGGGGGUACGAUGGGUGGGAUGGUAUCAGCGGUGGCUCCGCUCGGCCCUGGCUCUGUCCGGCCCUCGCCGCUGGGUAGCUAUUCCCCCGUCCGUCUCCAGGGGCUGACCUCCACUUCCUGUUCUACCUGCACCCACAGCCCCCAGACUCCUCGCAGCCUCUCCUGCCCCCUGUCGGCCGGGCUCCUGCCCCUCCACCACACCCAUCCACCACCAGCACGGCUGGCGGCUGUCCCUCUGCCUCCCACUCCUUCACCUCCGCCCCAGGGGGUGAAGCGGGGUGCGGUGCCCCCCAUGCUGCCUCCGGUCCAGGGUCAGUGUCACCAGCACUACCACCGUGGGACCCUCCCCGUCCUGCCGGCCGUGCUCCAGGACAGUGAGAUUUCACUGCGAUACGAGGAGACGUCAGACUCUGUGGUGGGGAGCAGAGGACCAGGGUCCGCGACACAACAUGGACACCACCUCUCUCCCCAGACUCUGAAAUGGAGGGAGUAUCGUCGUAGCAACCCCCUGGGGGUGGAGAGGUGUUCCUCUGGGGGAUCAGGCGUACCUGCCCUAUCAGGCAGUCUGGAUGGGAAUGGUCAUAGGGGCGUGGCCAGGGGACAGCGAAUCACACGACGGAAUGUGUUUGACUUCCCUCCGGCCUCUAGUGGCCACGCCCCCCUGGGACGACUCAAUGGCCAGUCUGUGAAGCAGCAGUACUACAGUGACUUCCUGCCAGACUACUUCUCCCUGACGGAGCGUCCUCCAGACGAGUUCUGUCUCUCUCCUGACGCCUCCUCUUCGUCAUCGUCCUCCACUUCCUCACAAUCCCACAUCUCUGUGAACCUGCAGCAGAAGAGAGGUUUAGUCAAAGCCAUCAAUACAGCGGUAGAUUUAAUCGUGGCUCAUUUUGGCACCAGUCGGGACCCUGAUGUUAAGGCGAAGCUGGGUAACAGUUGGGUGAGUCCCAACGUGGGCCACCUGAUCCUGAAGUACCUGUGUCCGGCUCUAAGGGAGGUGCUGGGGGAUGGGCUGAAGGCCUACGUCCUGGACCUGAUCAUCGGACAGAGACGCAACCAGCCCUGGAACCUGGUAGAGGCCUCCACACAACUAGGCCCAUCCACCUGUGUUGUCCACAGCCUGUUCUCCAAGGUGUCCCAGUACUCAGAGCUCACCAGCCACAGCAUGAGACUCGACUCAUUCAUCUUUGGACUGCUGAACUUGCGAUCUUUGGAAUUUUGGUUCAAUCAUCUCUACACUCAUGAAGACAUCGUAGCGGCUCACUACCACCCGUGGGGUUUCCUGCCGUUGUCCCAGGGGCCGUGCCAGCCUCUCUUGGAGGAGCUCCUCCUCCUCCUCCAGCCUCUGUCUCUGUUGCCCUUUGAUCUGGAUCUGCUCUUUGAGCCGCGAUUGGUCCAGAGGAACCAGGAACACCUGAGAAGCAAGGAACAGCUCUGCUCCGCCUCCGCUGGCCAGGGCCUGGACCAAUCAGCAUGCUCCACCUUCCAGCUCAUGAGGGGGUGGAGCACGGAGUCACGGAGAGCAGAGUCUAUGAGAGAAGGGGCGGAGGUUAAAAAGGAAGGAGGCGGGGUGGGGAACAGAGAAAGGUUGGGGCUGAGACGAGAGGGGACGUGGCCUAGGAUGGAAGGGGUUGGAGAGAGAGGGAGGAGAGAGGGGAUGAUGCAGAGGAUGGGGUCGAGGAGAGAGGGGGUGGGGAUUGCUAGUUUAGGGGCGGGGCUUGUAGAAGCACAGUCAAUGACAACCGAAGUAGGGACAGGAUUUGCAAACCUGUGGAGAGAGAGCGGGAGGGGGAAGGGCACAGGAAAGAGAGUGAGGGGGGUGGGAGGAGUAAGCCAUGAGGAUGAGGGAGAGAAGGAAGAGAGGAGGAAGGGGAUAGAGAGGGAUUGGGCGCAGGAGGGUCGUCAGCAGCAGGAGCGUGAUCGCCAGGCGGGCUGGUGGUACCAGCUCAUGCAGAGUUCCCAGGUCUACAUCGAUCAAUCAGCUCAGGGUGGGUCGAAGUUCGUUAAGAGUGAGAAGAGGAAGAAGUCUGCAGAGAGGCGGAGCCAGAGUCAGCACCCACUCCCCAGGAAGGGUGUUGUGGAAGGGGCAGAGUCUAUCCAGGAAGAGGAGGUUCUUAGGGAGAGAAGCAAGAAGAGCAGCUCCAGUGGUGAGUGGACAGGGUCCAGGGGAAGAGGAAGACCAUCCUGGAUGGGGAGUCCCCCAGAGUCAGUGCUCACCCAGGACAAGCAGAAAGAGAAGGAUCCAGGAUCCGCAAGGGCCACAGCGACCCAGCCAGCAGCCCAGACUGAAGACCCCUCCCAGGGCCAGAGCAUGCGCUGGGUCAGACUGUUUGGGUCCAGCAUGGGUGGUGGUGGACCCCCCUCCAGGCCAGAUGGAGCAGAGCAGAGACCAUCCAAAAGCAAGAGGAGCAGGCUGCCGUCUGGAUGGCUGACAGGUCUGGACAUGUCCGUGCUGGACCUCUUAGCCCAGACGGUGGGGGUGGGGACAGUGAAGAGGGUGGAGCCUUCAGCUCCUCCGGCCCCUCCCACUCUGAACCAACCCUCUCCACCUCCUCAGCCACCACAGGGGACCCAAACCAAACAGCUGUGUGAGGUACGUGCCCUGUGCCACCACAUAGCCACAGAGCCUGACCAGCUGAGUUUCCAUCAAGGGGACGUACUGACUGUCCUGAGCCGGGCUGACUCCGACUGGCUCCUCUGCUCCCUGGGGGCCCAGCAGGGCCUGGUGCCUUUCAUCUACGUUACCCUGAGGGGUCUGGAGGACAGCCAGGCUCCACAAGAGCCUCAGGGGCCACUCUGACCUGACCGACUCAACUAGGGUUCCAAAGUUCAGGUUUUCCAGAAAUCCUGGUUGGGAGAUUCCUGGAAUCAGGAGGGAAUAAGUAGGACAUCUGUAUAUCCUCCAACCUAGGGAUUUCGGGAAAGCUGCUGGGACUUUGCAACCCUAGACUGAACCCAGUGCCCAGAGGCCACAGUAGAGGAUGAGGGUGGAAGGUAGAUAGGGGAAAAGGAUUCAGAGGGCCAAAAAUGGAUAUACAGCAUACUACAGCACAAGACGAUGGGAUACUCAUGGAGAAGAGACCUUGAUAUGACUGGUUUAAAGUGUAAUUAUUGUACUAUGGAGAGGCGUAUGAAACACUCACACACUCACACACACAGACACAGACGUAAACAUGCAUUAAUGUACAUAUAUGCACAUGCAAGCAUGCAGCCACAAAUACGCUAUACUUCCCUAUGUAUGCAUGUCCACUAAACUUACACACACGCACCAAACUGCCUGGGGAUAUUUUACAGAAAGGAGACAAGGCUAGCUACUGACUGCCUUGUCCCCAUCACAUACUGUAUAUAAAUCCCUAGCUGUGUUUUACUUUACCAUGCUACAGAGCAUACUCUUAUCUAUCAUUCAUCUAGCUGUGCCACUCUUUGAAUGCCAAUGCUAUGCUAACGCGCUAAUGCUAGUGCUAAUGCUAGUGCUAAUGCUAGUGCUAAUGCUAGUGCUAAUGCUAGUUCUAAUGCUAGUGCUAAUGCUAGUUCUAAUGCUAGUGCUAAUGCCAGUGCUAAUUGUUAAUGGAACAUUUCAGAGACUGGUUAAAGGACUUGUCAUCCAAUGGAUCCACGCCAACAUGCUUUUCUCUGAGGUUCAUUCACCCAGAGAUCCCCUGCUUUGUAGUAGGACGUAAGUAGGAAAAGUAGUUUUGUUAUAAAACAGAAAAUAAAAGCUUUCUUAGUGUGUGUGAUACAGCUGUCGACAAUCCCCACAUCUCUGUGUGGAGUAAAUACAAAUGGACAACCGGUUUAAACUCGCUUCUUCAUUACAAAUGGACAACCGGUUUAAACUCGCUUCUUCAUUACAAAUGGACAACUGGUUUAACCUUGCUUCUUCAUUACAGAUGGACAACCGGUUUAAACUCACUUCUUCAUUACAAAUGGACAACCGUUUUUUAACUCGCUUCUUCAUUACAAAUGGACAACCGUUUUUUAACUCGCUUCUUCAUUACAAAUGGACAACCGGUUUAAACUUGCUUCUUCAAUCUCCAGAUUCCUGAUUUUCAUCAUCUUGUUAACGCUAUGGGUGCGUUCCUCUGCCCAGGCGUUGCUGACGCAUGCCAGAUCUUACAAAGCUUGGAUACGUAUUUUACAUAUCGGCUAACCACAGCAAUCUGUCAGGACGUGGCACCACCAAUGAUUACCAACGAUGGACUGUCAAACCUGACUCUGAUUGGACAAGCCCACUAACAUCCUCUGGCUCCUCCCUUCACAUCCUGUUGUUUUGAUGGAUGGGACGAACUGACCUAUCACUGCAAUUGUCUGGAAAGAAAAGGGCAGAGCCGGGCCAAGUGCAUGUAACCUAGCAACAGACGGACAACGUUUUGUGUCUUUUUACAGUGUCUUCACCCCUGUUCUGACCCCAAAACCCUAGCUCCUCCCACCUACCCCGCCUCUCUACCCCUUAACCAAUACAACUGCACAGCUUUAGGAGGAGCUGCAGUACCACGAUUACAGACAAAACCAAGUGAUUCAAUAAGCUUUGAACUCUGUCUAUAUAUCUAUCCAAACUUACUGUAAAUGCAUAUACUUACACACGUUUAUUUAUUGACUAAUGACGAUGUCAUGUAUCAUUGUUGAGGCAAAAACCGUGUGAAUGGAAAGGCAGUAGAGGUGGAUAAAGAAGGGAUGUCCAAUGAAAAUGUCCAAUGAAAACAACGUAUGACUUUGGAGGUGUGUUUAGGUGUUUCGGUGUUCUUAACGGAAUGUGUUGUUUGGAAAGGCUGUAUAAUCACCAUGGCCACCCCAACCCCACCCGAACCUCCCUAUUGUAAAAAUGGGUCUACUAAAGAGAAAAAGUAUGUUUAAACGUUUUUAAAAAUGCUUCAAAUUAUUCUGAUUGGUAGUAUGUAAAGAGAAAGAGAGUCAUUUUUUCUUGUGUAUGCCUUUAAAGUCCUUGAGAAAGAACCACAGAGAGAGCUGCUGUGUUGGAGGUAUCUAGCGCCUGACUAUUCCUGUGGUCCCGACAUGAUUCUUAUAUAUGUGACGGUGCGUCCAACCAGCCACUUUCAUUUACAUUACAUUUACAUUUAAGUCAUUUAGCAGACGCUCUUAUCCAGAGCGACUUACAAAUUGGUGAAUUCACCUUCUGACAUCCAGUGGAACAGCCACUUUACAAUAGUGCAUCUAAAUCAUUUAGGGGGGGGUGAGAAGGAUUACUUAUCCUAUCCUAGGUAUUCCUUGAAGAGGUGGGGUUUCAGGUGUCUUUCCCUGGGUUUCAGUCGGAAAAAGAGUAUAUAUUUUCUCUGGUAAUAGAGAAAAAAGUAUAUGGCUAUUUUUUAGGGUGGGACUCUUAAAAUAAACCCCAACACAUUUCUUGGUGGCAGGAGUGGCCUUAGGUUCAGAUUGAGCCAGGAAACUAGAGCUGGCAAAACGUUAGGGAUUACGUUAAAACCCUAUAUGUUGUCAAAACCUUGUGGAUUAGGCCCUAGAUUAGGGUUUGUUAGAGCCAAAAUUAUCUACAAUGAAAUUAUGUAAUGUAACUUUUAAAAAAAAUAUAUGGGUUAGCGAAACAGAAAAAUUGCAAGGACGAAUUCACACUGGACAAGAGUUAGGCCUCGAUUCAAUCAGACCGAUAGUUAAUUUAGCUUGUUAAUGAAACUGUACUAUUAUUUCUAUUCAAAAUAAUUUGUUGAAAUGUAUUUAGUUCUUCCGUUAUUCUCUUUUGUUGUACAGUUUAAUUUUGUUUAAUUUUUGUCAAUUCCUUUGGAUUCUGCAUAAAUAAUUUAAAUAUUU
Messenger RNA from Oncorhynchus masou masou (cherry salmon), 8824 nucleotides. Its product is annotated as AP-4 complex accessory subunit RUSC2-like. The transcript is spliced from 14 exons. The record is from RefSeq and is a predicted model, not a curated record. Gene Ontology annotation, molecular function: protein binding. Lineage: Eukaryota; Metazoa; Chordata; Actinopteri; Salmoniformes; Salmonidae. Bases 450 to 5843 code for a protein of 1797 amino acids. Gene Ontology annotation, cellular component: cytoplasmic vesicle.